AUGGGCGCAAAGAAAAAGAAGCCCACCCUCAAGGCCAACCCAAACAGGGGGUUCGCCACCUCUUCGCUCCCAAAAAAGCCCGACGAAUCCAAGCCCCCUGCACCUGCCGCCAACACCGGCACUGGCACCGGUAGCAGCGUCCCCACCGCAUCAUCAGCAGCAGCGGGCGGCAUUCAGCCAGACGCAAACGCCAGGCAAGCCGCCGCAAGCGCUUACGCAGACGUCAACAACGACAGGCUCACCUCCGCAGGCUCCGCAUCGGCCGCAGGGACAGCGUCGGCAGACCACUUCGACCCGGCAAAGGAGGAAGAGCAGGCCCUCCAGAACCUCGUCGACCGCCUCCAGGACAAGGUCGAAAAGGAGGUCUCCCGCCAGUUCAAGGCGAUCGAAUACGACAGAAGGCUGUCCAAGACGCUACCCAACUUCGACCUCGAUCCCAACCUGCGCGAUCAGAUCCUCGGGCUAGCCGCCUCGCUCCAGGCAGCUAGGACCUCGGCCUCUGCCCCGGCCAGCGAUGCCGUUCCGCAGCCGACAUCGCUCGACACCGACGCGGCCGAUGGAUCAGAUACGGCCUCGCGGCUCGCUUCGACGAUUUCUUCGCCGUCGCUGGCGGCCAGCGGCUUCACCCCCGAUGGCACACAGACACCGACCACGUCGACCUCUGGCUCCAUGACGCCCCUCAAGCUCGGCGCCGGCACCACCUCGAUCGCAAUGGCAAGCCUCUCGAGGGACCUCCAGUCGAUGGCACUCCAGAACACCGCCGCCUCCUCCUCGUCCUCAGGGGCCUCGUCUGCCUUUGCCGACUCCGAGGACAAGGUCAUGGUCCGCGCCCUCACAACGUACCAGCUGCUCAUCAAGCUCGGCUUCACGCCGGCAAACGCCGAGACGGCCCUUGCCUACGCCAGCUCGCCCGACCUCGAAGAGUGCCUCGCCUACCUCUUCCUCACACUCGACGAGGCGGCGCUCGAGGACUGCCUCCGCGUGGGCGAGGGCCAGGGGGUCAAGAAGAGGAGGGACCAGCAGCGAUCGACGCGCGACAGUGGCAGGGGCGACGACGACGAGGACGACGAUACCUACGACGACAGCCGCCCACCAGCGUAUGCCGGCUACGAGUUUGAGAGACGGGAGCUGCUGGGCCGCAGCCAGGCCUCGGCGACCGACAGCCUUGCUUCGACGAGCAAGGUACCCGGUGCUGCGGGAGCCGUGACCGAUGCCAAGACGGCCAUGGCCCAAGAGAUGGCCUCGCGCAAAGCGGGGUCGGCAGACGUCAGGGCCAGCAGCGGCACGGCUCCCGCCGUCUCCAAGGAGGUCGUCGAUGCGCUCAAGAAGAGCUCGGAGCAGCUCGCGCUCGAGCUCAACGCUCUUUUGGAUUCGGAACAGAUCGACACGCUCCAACAGCCCUCCCCGACGUGGUCGCUGCUGCGCGUCACCCAGAUCCGCGUCGACCAGGAGCGCGCCAAGUGGAAAAAGGAGUUGGGCAAGGCGUCGCUCGACCGCAUGAACGCUGAGGAAGGGCGCUUCGAGCGGGUCGUCGGUCGCUCAAAGGAUCUGAUGCGCGAGUGCGAGCGCAUGCACGGCUUCAACCGAAAGCAGGCCGAUGAGGGCUUCAAGGCGAUGCUGCGCCGGCGCGAGGAGGCGGAACGGGACGCAAAAGCCAAGCUGGAAGAGGAGGCGCAGCUUCGCGAAGAGAGGCGCAAAGAGGUCGAGCGGGCAGCCAGCGGUGGUGACGUCGACCGCAGCGACGAGGAACAUGGCGCGGGUGCCAAAGGAGGCGGUUCCAGCGAUGCGGCGGGGCCAUAUCAGGCCGCGAAAGCCGAUGGCGCAAAGGAGGCCGCCGGCGAAGAUGACGAUGAAGACCAGGACAAGGACGACCGGGCCUCGGACUCGGGCUCUGAAGGCGGCCUCUUUGGCGACAUGCUCGACGAGCAGCCGACCGAGGCGACGGACGCGGCGACCGGAGUCGUCGUGUCUCUGCGCGAGCUUCCGGUCCAGGCCAAGAGCGGCAGCGGCGGCAAGACGCCGCGCGUGCUGCUCUCGGACGCCCUCAAGCGCGCCGACGCCUACGCCUUCCACAAGUUCGAAAAGAUCGCAUCGGGAGGUCGGUUGCAUCGCAGCAAGCUGACGAUUCGCUGGAACGGCGGCAAGGUGGUGCCCAACAAGAACGCCGUCAGCGCAGGCGCGCCCACGUACCUCGACGAGUACCGGCUGACGACGGUCGGGUGCGCGUCGCAGCAGCAGGCCGACGACCUGAUCGCCACCGUCGCCCUGUUCUGCAUCGAGCACGACAAGCCCAUCCAGCGGUCCCUGCCGGCGGGCUACCGCGAGUGGUGGGACGAGCUCGAGGCGUUGCGCAAGGACGAGCGCGACGGCAAGCACCGCACGCGCUUCCAGCGCGUCCGCGACGUCGUCAAAGCGCGGAUGGACGAGGCGAACCGCAACAAGAAGGCCAAGGCCAAGCCCGCGGCGUCCUCCAGCAUCGCCAACGACCAGGCGCAGUCUGAUCUCGGCGAGCUGGCGCGCGGCGGCGUGCCGCAGCCCUCCGAGGAGAAGGCCAAGGGCAUCUCGGACUACUUUGCGCAGCGCGUGGCCUCGAAGCCGUACCAGGCGAUGCUGCCCGGCCGCCAGGGCCUGCCGAUCGCCAAGUACCGUCAGGAAAUCCUCGACAUUGUCGAGAGCAGCCAGAUCUUUGUCCUCAGCGGAGAGACGGGUUGCGGCAAGUCGACGCAGGUGCCGGCCUACAUCCUCGAGGAUUGCAUGGCCAAGGGCCGCAACUGCAAGAUCUACGUCACCGAGCCGCGGCGGAUCUCGGCCAUCUCGCUGGCGGAGCGCGUCUCCGAGGAGCUCGGAGAGCCGCGCGGCAGCGUCGGGACCGGAGAUAGCCUCGUGGGCUAUGCAAUCCGUCUCGAGAGCCACGUUGGCCGCAAUGCCCGCCUCGUCUACGCCACGACGGGCAUCGUGCUGCGCAUGCUCGAGGGCACCGCGUUCGACGACAUCACCCACGUCAUCAUCGACGAGGUCCACGAGCGCUCGAUCGAGUCCGACUUCCUCCUCAUCAUCCUCAAGACGCUCAUCGAGCACCGCAAGGACCUCAAGGUGGUUCUGAUGUCGGCCACCGUCGACGCCGAGCGCAUCAGCGCCUACUGCGGUGGCUGCCCCACAAUCGCGGUGCCCGGCCGCACCUUCCCCGUCGACGUCCACUACCUCGAGGACGCCGUGGAGCUGACCAACUACACGCUCGAGGACAACUCGGCCUACGCCAAGCGACAGCGGCGCGGCGGGCGCGGCGGGAGCGACUACACUCGCAAGGCCGAUGCGCCCGGAGGCAACAAGUCACGGCUGCAGGUGGUCGAGGACGACGAUGCCCCGCCCGACGAUGAUGACGACGACGACGACGACGGGCGAGGACCGGCCGCCGGCGCCCUGGCCAGCUCGAGCGAGGCCAAGAGCUAUCGCGCCAAGACGAUCGAGACGAUCGAAAAGAUGAACGAGUACACCAUCAACCACGAGCUCAUUGUCAGGAUCCUCGAGCGGGUCUGCUUCGAGAAGGACCUGCGUGACUACAGCGCGGCCACGCUCAUCUUCCUGCCGGGCCUGGCCGACAUCCGCAAGUGCCACGACAUGCUCAACGACCACCCGAUCUUUGGCGGCUCGACGUUCCGACUGUACCCGCUCCACUCGACCAUCAGCUCCGAGAACCAGGGCGCCGUGUUCAAUGUGCCGCCCAAGGGCGUCCGCAAGAUCGUCAUCGCCACCAACAUUGCCGAGACGGGCAUCACGAUCCCGGACAUCACGUGCGUCAUCGACAGCGGCAAGCACCGCGAGAUGCGAUUCGACGAGAAGCGCCAGAUUUCGCGGCUGGUCGAGUGCUUUGUGGCCAAGAGCAACGCCAAGCAGCGGCGCGGACGUGCGGGCCGUGUGCAGCGCGGCAUCUGCUUCCACCUCUUCACGCGGCUGCGCCACGACUCGUACUUUGACGACCACCCGCUGCCCGAGAUGCUGCGCCUCUCGCUCCAGGACCUGGCGCUCAAGCUCAAGGUGAUGAAGAUCCGCAUCGGCACCUCGAUCGAAAACGCCCUCUCGCUCGCCCUCGACCCGCCGUCGUCGACCAACGUGCAGCGCGCCAUCGCCGCGCUGAUCGAGGUCAAGGCGCUGACGGCCAACGAGGACAUCACGCCGCUCGGCCGCCACCUCUCGCGCCUCCCGCUCGACGUCCACAUGGGCAAAUUCCUCCUGACGGCCUCGCUGUUCAAGUGCCUGGACCCGGCGCUGACGAUUGCCGCCGCGCUCAACGCCAAGUCGCCGUUUGUCACGCCGUUUGGCAAGGAGGCCGAGGCCGACCGCGCCAAGCAGUCGUUCAAGCUGGGCGACUCGGAUUUCCUCACGAUCGCCAACGCCUUCAACGGGUGGAGGCGCUCGGUGGCGCUCAACCACCACCAGGUGUUUUGCCAGAAGAGCUUCCUCAGCCCGCAGAACCUGGUGCAGAUCGAGGAGCUGCGCCAGCAGUACCUGGGCUACCUGAUCGACUCGGGUUUCGUCACCGUCGACGCCGACACGCAGCGCGAGCUGACCAAGCUGCGCUACCGCAGCGGCGGCGGCGGCGCCAACGUGCGCAAGCCGCGCUUUGUGACGCUGCCGGCCGAGCUCGACGCAAACUCGACGAGCAUCGCCAUGGUGCACGCCGCCAUCGCCACAGGCCUGUACCCAAAGCUGCUGCACAUCGACCCAAAGUCGUACCAGCUGCGCACGAUUGGCAACAACCAGCCCGCCUCGGUGCACCCGUCGUCGGUCAACUUCCGCACAAAGAUGAGCGAGCUGGUCCGCGGCAGCGCCAGCUACCUCCUCUAUUUCACCAUGAUGCAGAGCAAGAAACUCUACGCCUGGGAGACGGGCGUGCUCGAUGACAAGGCCGUCUUUACCCUGUGCGGCGACGCCGAGUUCAAGCUCUCGGCGUACAGCAUGUACAUUGACCGGCAACGCAUCCGAAUGGCGAUCCCGGAUCCCAAGAGCCUGCUCGCCCUCAAGGUGCUGCGCGAACAACUGGCCAGGCUGCUCAAUACGUCCUUCCGAAACCCGGGCAAGACAUGGACGGUCGAACAGACAAGAUUCUUCCAGAUCGCCUGUGACGCCCUCGGCGUCGGGGCCAAUGAAAAGGACCUCGCGCUGCAGCUUUGA
This is a messenger RNA of Pseudozyma flocculosa PF-1, 5172 nucleotides long. RefSeq lists its product as uncharacterized. The record is from RefSeq and is a predicted model, not a curated record. The transcript is spliced from 3 exons. Lineage: Eukaryota; Fungi; Basidiomycota; Ustilaginomycetes; Ustilaginales; Ustilaginaceae. Gene Ontology annotation, cellular component: intracellular anatomical structure. Gene Ontology annotation, molecular function: RNA binding; ATP binding. Bases 1 to 5172 code for a protein of 1723 amino acids.